Dreissena polymorpha is the source of this 1023-nucleotide messenger RNA. RefSeq names its product potassium voltage-gated channel subfamily A member 3-like. The record is from RefSeq and is a predicted model, not a curated record. Gene Ontology annotation, cellular component: membrane. Gene Ontology annotation, biological process: potassium ion transmembrane transport. The transcript has a single exon. Lineage: Eukaryota; Metazoa; Mollusca; Bivalvia; Myida; Dreissenidae. The coding region runs from base 1 to 1023 and encodes 340 amino acids. Gene Ontology annotation, molecular function: voltage-gated potassium channel activity.
AUGCCUAGUCAAAUGAAAACAUACUUGGAGCAUAAAUAUUCUCCGCUACUUCUCUUACUGGGUCUAACCGACCCCCACCCAGCCCUUCUCGCAGCCGAUGCAUUCUGCAUGGCUGUUUUCAUUGUGGAGCUGAUUGUGCAUUUUUGUGCCUGUCCCAGUAAAAGUCAGUACUUGAGGAGCAAGUUCAACGUAGCAAAAAUACUUCUCUGCAUCUGUAUGAUCACUGCUUCGGGACUCGAGAUGAAUAAAUCACAUAUGAUUGGAAAUAACGAACUGUUGAAAUUUUUCCUCAUCAUGAAGAGUAUCAGUGUUUUCAGACUGAUAUUCAUAUUUCGUUUGCGAAAAUUGUACAAAGACUUCGAUCUCCUUCUGCUGGCGAUCAGCCACAGUUUCUCGGAGCUUGUACUGCUGCUGUUCAGUUUCUCCAUCCUCGUGAUCGUCUAUGGAACAAUCAUGUUCUCCACUGAAUUAGAGACCGACACGUUCAAAAACCCACUGUACGCCAUGUGGUGGGCUCUUGUCACCAUGACGACAGUGGGUUACGGUGACUUCUAUCCGACGACAACGCUGAGCUACUUCGUUGGUGGUGUCUGCGCGGUGAAUGGACUGAUAGUGAUUGCACUUCCCAUAGCUGCCAUCGCUUCAAACUUCUCCUUGUUCUAUUCGAGAAAUGGCUUUUUAACAAAACAUAUGAAUGCUGUAAAGCAAGGUUGUGAGAAAUCAAACACGAGAAAUGGCGAUCUUACGAAGCCUUUGAAUGUUGUGAAGCAAGAUCACGAGAUAUCAAACAUGAGAAAUGGUGAUCUAACUAAACAUUUGAAUAGUGUGAAGCAAGGAAGCGAGAAACCAAACACGAAAAACGACAAUCUAACCAAACAUUUGAAUGCUGGGAAGCGAUGGCGUGAGCAAUCAAACACGAGAAAUGUAGAUUUAAUAAAACAUGUGAACACUGCGAAACCGGGUAAGGAGAAAUUAAAACCGAGAAAUGGCGAUGUGAUAAAAUAUGGAAUGAUGUUAAAGUGA